Messenger RNA from Durusdinium trenchii, 2580 nucleotides. The record is from the annotation of a GenBank genome assembly. NCBI's taxonomy places the organism in Eukaryota, Dinophyceae, Suessiales, Symbiodiniaceae.
AUGAGUUGCUGCGUGGCCAGCCCUGAGGAGCUUCAGGAGCAGCUCUUCGACUCCCAGCGAGCCUUAAGCGACGCCCGGCGUGCGCUCAGUGCCACGAAGAAGGCUUUGGCGGAUGCCGAGAAAUUCCAGCGGGACCAAGCUGAAGCCUAUGCCUGCCUCCGCCGCUGCGUCGAUGGAGCCAAUGCGCCUAUCGUUGCAGUGGAUCGAUAUGGCUUGAUCACGCGUUGGAACAAGAAGGCUGAGGAGGUCUUCGGGUGCCCCUCCGAGUCGGCCCUAAGGAGGCCCUUCUCUGAAUUCUUGGAGAAGGGUAGCCAGCUGGGUUUAGCUGACCUCCAGGCAGCAAUAACGUCCAAGGCCACAACGUCUGGGGGCUCCGCGAAGCUUCAACGACGCUUCUGUGUGCGCCAGCGCUCAGCGGGGCAACCGUGGCAUGAGGUCUUAUUCCUCGCUUCCAGCUGCCCCAGCGUGAGCAGCCGAGACGCCUCCGGCGUGCUGUACAUCGGCCAGGAACUCACAGAAUUGCUGAAGAGCUCCAACUCAGAAUUGACCAUGCAGGACCGGCUAAUACGCGAAGUGAAUGCCCCGUUGAUCGCGGUGGAUAAGAAUGGCCGAGUGGAGGAGUGGAACCGAGGCGCGGAGCUUUUGACAGGUUUCACCAAAGAGGAGGCAGUGGGGAAGCGCCUGGUGCAACGUUUCAUUGCUGAUGAGUUUUCCGACUCUGUACAGACGAUGCUCUCCCAGGGCAUGAACGGCCAGGAAAUCACCAACUACGAAUUCUCGCUUUGGACGAAGAGUGGCCACCGGAGAGAUAUCCUUUGGAGUGCCACUGGACGACGUGACCGCCAUGGCAACAUCGUGGGCGUGAUUGGCAUUGGCCAUGACAUCACCGAGCUUCGCUCAGAAUCCAAGAUGUUGGCCAACUACGUGCGCAUUUGUGGCGCAGCGGUGUGGUCCUUGAAAGGCAACGCCAAGACCGGUGUGGUCACGGACAGCAAGACGAGGGAGAUCGAGCACUUGAUCUCGCAGCAAGCGCAGAUGGACAUUUGCGAUCCGCGCAUGGUCCUGUGGCGCGCAUCCUUCGUAUCAAUCCUGAAGACCAUGUGCCAAAACUUCUGGAUGAGAAGAAAAGGCUUCCAAGAAGGACAAGUACCUCCAGAGAAGUGCCAAGGCGCAAGCACUGAAAUUGUCACCACAGACUUCGGCUAUGAGUUCUGCUUUGAGGCUCCAAAUGGAAGCGUCAAAUGGUACAAGGUGCAAGGUCAUCUCAUCCAGGAAUGCACCUUGGGAAGCCAGUUCGAAGUCACGGGCUCUAUGCAGGAAGUCACAUCAAUGCUCAUUGACAAAGUCAUGGGCGACAGGUGGCAGAAAUGGUGGAGCCGUAUGUGCCACAUGGUCUUUGAUGCCACUCUGUUAGUUGACACGCAGGAAUAUCGAGUCCUCAAUGCCUGGGGUGAAGAGAAGGUCUUUGGCUGCAAGCUGCAGUCGCACCACCCGCUCUUGCAGCUCAUCAAGCCUGAAGAUACCGAUUCACUCAAGGAGGCCUUCAAUGAGGUCACCUUCAAAGGUUUCGAGCGGGGGCGCACCUUGCACCUGCUGCGGCCUGGGAAUCAGCGCGACACACCAGCGCAGUGCUUCCUGCUUUCCGCGGACCAAGAGAACCCCAACGAAUGCAUGAUGGGCAUUCGCAUGCAGGUGACCUGUUCCGAUGAGAAUGUCUCCGUGCUUUGGGAUGUGGCAAAGCCCAAUCCGGUCUUGACGUUGGAAGACUUGGCCCGGCUCAGGUCGGGCCUCAAGCGCUCGCACCGGCGGCCAAGCCGGAACCUCCGCAAUGUGCCACACCGAUCGCAUCGAUCGAGGUCCUCAGAUCCGAUCGCGUCCUCCCACUCCCUGUCAAGCAUCCCAGAGGACUUGCACGGUGAGUUCGAAGAUGACGACGAUGACGCGAGGUCUGUUUCUGACAUGUCUGACAGAGGUUCAGAGGCAGAGAAUUCCUUCGCAGAUGACAGCGAGAGCCGAUGCUCGAGCUCUGAGCACAGCUCUACCUCCAAUGAUGAGGGCAUGUCUGAGGUUGGAGUUUGCAACAGCAGUCCAGCGCGAUCAGCUAGUGAGGACUUUGUUCCUGGUGCUCACCAUGAUUGGAGCUCCAACCCCUUCAACCUCUCACCCAAGAUGGGGCGCACUGGCGCGCACGAUGCCUUCUUCCCAAGUCACGGUGCCAAGUAUGGGGGCAUGCCGGCGAGGCAAUUGGCUCCCGGAGCCCCUUUGCCGGUGCAGAGGAAGGCACGAGUGGGACCUCCCACGGUGAAGCUUCGAUGGUCGGGCCAAUCCUUCUCGGUGAACCUGGACGACUUUGCCUCGAUUAGCGAGCUGCGGGUGCACAUCCACCGAGUCACAGGUGUGCCGGCCAUUCGGCAGACUCUGAUCCUGGGCGGACGCAGGCAUCGAGUUAGGGGCCUUGGUCGCCUCAGGGCACCUCACUAUACAAAUGACUACAAGGUCGUCUCUCUCAACAUGAGAGGAAGCACAAACCGCGUGUUAAGUGGGAAGCACAGACUUACAGUUAGGGGGCUGCUUAAUUGA